UGAAAAGGCCGUGUGGUUCGGCCUCGUAUGAGGUUUCCGACUCUGCAGCAGUAAAACCCUUGCUCAUGAUAUGACUUACUGCAAUCCAUGUAGCAUAUAUAUAACUAUCCGUUCGAUUUGUAGGCUUAUUGCUCCCAGCUUGAACUAAUCUAUCUCAGUCGGGAUGUUCCAUCCGAACACAAUUUCGAGUUCGCUACGAGAUGAUUCGAAGUGUGCCACGGAACUUGUAAUAACUCACAUAGUCUUUCACAUGCCAAUUCAAUGCAAGACCGAAAAAAAGGUACAAGAUGCGCCGCAGGGAAACACCAAGCCUCUAAGAAAGGCCGAUCAGCUGCUAAAGAAGUGCCAAACGAGAUCUAAAAGGGUCAUCUGACACGCAAG
Pseudomassariella vexata is the source of this 381-nucleotide messenger RNA. RefSeq lists its product as uncharacterized. The transcript has a single exon. The record is from RefSeq and is a predicted model, not a curated record. The coding region runs from base 164 to 373 and encodes 69 amino acids. NCBI's taxonomy places the organism in Eukaryota, Fungi, Ascomycota, Sordariomycetes, Amphisphaeriales, Pseudomassariaceae.